Pollicipes pollicipes is the source of this 6335-nucleotide messenger RNA. Its product is annotated as SET domain-containing protein SmydA-8. The transcript has 11 exons. Bases 630 to 2177 code for a protein of 515 amino acids. Gene Ontology annotation, molecular function: protein binding. NCBI's taxonomy places the organism in Eukaryota, Metazoa, Arthropoda, Thecostraca, Pollicipedomorpha, Pollicipedidae. The record is from RefSeq and is a predicted model, not a curated record.
GCCCCCAGAACUGUGCCGGGGCUUCACCCGGAGCUUAUGAGGCUGGUGGGCGUCUCUCAGGGAGCUACAUUGUGAGCUAAACCGGGAGCUACGGUGUGAGCCAAACCAGGACCUACUCAGUGAUCCAGAUCAGAAAAUACCCGGUGAGUAAGACUGGGUGUUACUGAGUGAGCAAGACCAGGAAAUAGGGUGUGAGCUAGACCAGGAAAUAGGGUGUGAGCUAGACCGAAAGCUACUGCGUGAGCCAGACCAAGAAAUAAGGUGUGAGCCAGACCAGGAGCUACGGUGUGAGCCAGACCAGGAGCUGCGAUGUGAGCCAGACCAGGAGAUGUGGUGUGAGCCAGACCAGGACCUACGGUGUGAGCCAAACAGGCAGCGUCGAGGUGAGCCGGAUCGGGGACCCUUAAGCAUUACCGAUAAUUUCACUGAUACUUGAAGAGGCUACUGAGUGGGAAGGCUAUUGAGAGAGUUCAAGAGACACCAGGAAACCGCGGUUUGAACGAAAACGGAAACCACCAACAUCUUCAGGAGAUCUCUCACUGCAGGCCAGCAGUAUCGCCAGAAAUAACGUGAACGCCUCGGAGCGCUGAGCCGCCACCUGUUCGUCCCGCAGUGUCGACGGCAGCACCAUGCCGAAGCUGGACCGUCAGUGUCCCGUGUGCGGCGUGUCCUCCUCCAUGGCCUGCGCUAGCUGCCAAACGGUCCAUUAUUGCAGCAGGGACCACCAGAAGCAGCACUGGAAGAAACACAAGCCGGCGUGUAAGGCGUGGAGGGUGGAGACGACGCCAGAAGAGGGGCGCUUCAUGGUGGCCACCAGAACCAUCCAGCCCGGCGACAUAAUCCUGCAGGAGCCCCCUCUCAUAGUCGGACCAAAGCAGGCUACCGGGCCCGUGUGCCUGGGCUGUCACCGACCUUUGACCUAUGACACAGCGCAAGGUCAACUCACACCCCCGGCAGUCCGGUGUCCGAAGUGCGGCUGGAGCCUGUGUCGUCCUGACUGCUCCAGAUGGCACAGCCGGGACGAGUGUCUGCUGUGGUCACGUGCGCGGCGACCUUUUGACCUGCGGCCGGCAGCCUCGGGCGCCUCGCCCGUCUACGGCUGCGUUGGCCCCGUGCGCUGUCUUCUGCUGCGAAACCAACCAGAGGCCUGGGCAUCCCUCAGCUCGAUGGAGCACCACCUGGAGGAGCGGCGACAUAGUGCCCUCUACCGUCUGAACGCCGCACAACUGGCCGCCUUCCUCACCGCCGCCCUCCCCACGGAGUGUGACGUCACUGAGGACGUCAUACUCACUAUGUGCGCCGUGCUGGACACCAAUGCCUUCGAGGUGCGGAUCGGCUCGGCCAAGGCACGUGCCGUGUACGCGGCGGCCUCCCUGCAGAACCACGACUGUCGGCCCAACACGCGGCACUUGUUCGACGACGGCUACAACAUCACCGUCCGCGCUACCGUCAGGAUCGCGGCCGGUCAGCGGAUCACCACCAGCUACACGCAGGCACUCUGGAAUACCGCCGCUAGGCGACAGCACCUGUUGUUCAGCAAAUGCUUCAGAUGUCGCUGCGAGCGCUGCCUGGAUCCGACUGAGCUGAACACCUGGCUUAGUUCGCUGUCUUGCCGGGGUUGCGGCGGCCCCCUGGUCAGCAGAGAGCCUCUCGAGGCGGCCGCUGCGUGGCGCUGCCAUCGUUGCGGCAAAAAAUCCUCGGCGGAGGAGGUGCAGGAGAGACGGGGUUCGAUGGCACAGCUGACGAAGACGGCGGAGCGGUCGGUGGAGGGUCUGGAGGACGUACUCACCCAGCUCGACCCCUCCUGCAGCCAGAGGGCGGAGGUCAACUAUGCCCUGGUGCAGCUGUACGGCACCGCCUCAGGCUACACGUGGCCAGAAUUGACGGAGAAGCAGUUGGAGAGGAAGGAGCAGCUGUGCCGGCAGCUGCUGCUGCUGGCGGACGCUCUGACUCCCGGCCAGACGCGCUUCAGGGGCGUGCUGACGCUGGAGCUCUGCAGGACGCAGAGACAUCUGUCGGUGAAGACACGAAGCCCCGACACGGUGCGGUGGAAGGAGAUUGCCACUCUUCUGGAGGAGGCUUCCACUAUUUUAUUCUGCGAGCCUGGCUGGCUAGAGGAGCUGGCCAGGGAGGAGAGACAGCUGAAGAAGGACAUCACACGCUUGGUGGCGCCAUAGCGGCUUGGUGGAGUGCUGAUGUCGUUAUAGAAAGAUUGCGCGUUCAAGUCUCGGCACGCGCUGUUUUCAGCUUUCUGCUGCUAUUGGCUUGAUUGCCGCAGUCAGGACAUUGCUCAUGAGUGGGACCGGAUUGAGCCAUAAGAGCCUUUCCAGCUAGGCAGCUCUGCUUAGGCUUACGUUCUUUGUUCACUGAUUCAAGGCACCGUCAUAGGCUUAGAUGCUAUUUUGAUUAUUUGGACCCUUCUUACCCAUCUAAAACCCGACGUGCAGCCUAGAUUGCUAAAAAUGCCAGGACUUUUUGCCAGUGCCGCCUCCAAUUGUGGGGAAGGGGGAGGCAGCACGACCCCAAAACUGCCCUUUGGGGGGGGGGGGCAUUGUCGCCGCGAAGUUUUCACGGAAUGAAAGGCCUCUGAAAGCCUCUCUUAAGCCCUUAGUGUCAGGUCAUGAAUUGACGCCAUAUCAACGGCUGUGUGGCGGUCCCCCAAUGCUAUUGACUUGACAGGUACCAGCCCAUUGAUAUCAACGACAUGUUUGUCUACAAUCGAGCAAUCUGAGGCGAUUACAAAUCACUAUGUAGCCGGCAGUCGCAUCGAUAAACUGAGCUCCCGAGGCUGUUAGCUGCCUCGGUUUGGCCAGCUGUCCACCGGCUGCUCUUCUCACUGCUGGUACGUUUGCUCUUUGGCUCUCGUGAGUCCUGUAACAAUAUGGAAAUACACGACGCGUCAAAAGCUGAAAGGCUGAAAAGGCCGUCGACUUUAACCUGCACUCUUGUGCCUCGCCUCACCUCAGCGGUGUCGACUGACACCUACGCUAAAUCGCAGACCCGCUCCCGAAUCUGACCUCGAACGGCGCUACGCAGUUUAAAAUCGGCUCGUGGACAGACAUGGAACACGCUGUUCAACAGCCAUUUGAAACUAAUGGUUUUAAUUUAUCCAACGGACCUAUAUAGUAGUCAUUUGAAACAUGCCCGGUUUAUUACGACACUCAUUUUCAGCUUUUGAUUCGAUAGCAAUGAAUGGUGACACGGCGGAAGUAUGGCGGUAGAAUUGCGUGGAUCAUGGGCUUUGGGCUUUCCCAUUGGGCACUAGUCUUUCUCCACGAUGUUCAUCCCUUCAGCGGUGUCUCGCGGUCAUGUGGCUUCGUCAAGGACACUACGGGCUUUGGGCGCCUCUCAUUCAGCAUGUGAUGUGAAAAGAACUGGCAGGGAACUGGUAACAGCCGAUGGGAGCUGGUAAGAACUGAACAUGGCACAAAGUAAGCUGUGAGCAGAAGCGUUGGAGCGGCGCAGAUAAUGCGACAUCCUUGAUCUGACCUGUGAGGGAACGAGGGCCGUCAUGAGCCUACCGAUAACGCCCUGGGAAACGAGGCGUGAGACAGUCAUGAUCAGAGAUAUGGUUUUCCAAAAUCGAUUGGCGUGAGGGGUCUCAGCCGAAGGUGUUGACCUAACCUACGCUAACCUAACCUAACCUAACCUACGCUAACCUAACCUAACCUAACCUACGCUAACCUAACCUAACCUAACCUACGCUAACCUAACCUAACCUAACCUAACCUACGCUAACCUAACCUAACCUAACCUUCGCUCAAAAUCUAGUUUCUCUCCGGAUUUCAGACACAUUAAUGCAGCGGCCAUUCACAGAGCGGGAACGACGACUGAGAUGCUAUCCAAGGGUGGACGAGCCCGUCCGACCGCAUGGAAUGAAAAGCUUUCCGAGAAAAAAAAAACAUUUGGUAAUGGACAAUGAGGUGAAACCAGAGGCGACCAACAGUGUUUUCCGCGUCGUGGAGUCCAGUAGGGCUGUGAGGAGACAUUUACUGAAGAGUGACACCUUACAGGGCAAACAAACAGGGUAUUCGAUUCAACUUGUAGUCAAUUUGGUGUGCGUUAAGAUAAAACUAUAUUCAUCUGUCUAUGGUGUCAGUGGCUGUGGAGUGAUUAACUCAAAAGUAUAUAGCUGACGUUACAGGAAACAGCUAAAUACACCGCAUUAAAUGAAAGAAACAGUAGCGGAUAACCGAAUCUGACCGUUAACACGAACAAAAUUCAGCUCGUCGCACAUGGAGUCUGUCAAAUUCUGUGGAACGUUCCAAUAGUCAACGACGCCUUCCGUGACGAACGCCCUUAAAGCCUUGUAACCAACUCAAAAACCUGUGCAUUAUGUUCGACAAAACCUUCCCAUUGGACGUGCGGGUUUUAUCAGCUGUCAGCGCAUGUACGCUGGUAAUAAGGCUGGAACUCUUUCACGCCUCGUUCACCAGGACGUGAUCAAUACGCUCGUGACAGUCCUCGUCCUCUCACAGGUCAGGUCAGGGAGGUCACUCCCGGAAAUCGAUUGAGGACAGGAGACUCAACCGAAAAUGCUGAGCUAACCUGCAUCUGAAACCUAGUUUCUCUCCAUUUUUCAGUCACCGUAAAUUGCAUCUCGGAGUUUCUAAGGAAGAUUGUUCUUUUUCUGUCGGCUCAAAAUAGUUUUCCAGCGAGGAAAGCAGUGUCAUGCAUUUUGCAAUUUUAUAUGUCUAUCGUAUUGCAUUGCAUUUAGAUUUACAUACCCAUCACAUGCCGACGUAAAGCAGCCAUCAAUUGAGAAGUUCAGCCUGGGUUGUAAUCCGCACAUAAAUAUGUAAGUUAAACGCCCUGAUUUGGUUGAUGAAGUGAAUCUCGUUAAUCAUUCAUCGAAUGUGGUACGAGAUGUAACGCCACGGUUUUAUUCAGAAUGGCGUCGUCUGACCUCUGCACAGAAUAGGCUAGCUGCACGCGAGUGCGGCAGUCCUGGCGAGUGUCCCCUGCCCCGUUGGUGACCUGUUCACUGGCGGGCAGCCAUUGGUUGAGCGCCGCACGGCUCCCCUGAAGCAUGCUGUGACGCCGAACACAUCCGUUGCCUCCGGUCGCACGUCUUCGCGCACGUCGGCCGGACCCAAGGCACGUCCGCACGCACGCCAUGGCGGACUUAAGCACGUACGUACGCACGUCGCACCGUACUGAGGCAUGUCCGCGCGCACGUCGCGCCGUACUGAGGCACGUCCGCGCGCACGUCGGGCCGGACUGCAGCACGUCCGUACGCAUGCCGCGGCGGAAUGAAGCGCGUCCGCGACUGGUUACGCGUUUUUUUUUCCAGUGACUGGCUACUGCAUUUGCAUGUACACGCCUCAACGCACUGAAUGUGAACUGAGACAACGACAAUUCUCCCGAAUUGGGAGCGGGGAUUUUUUUAUUAUGUCCUGUCAAUCAGCACCCUUAGAGCCACGAAAAGAUUUCCAGAACGCUGGGAUGUGGGGCAGGCUCAGUCAUAUAUGGGCCCUCAGGUUUUAGCGCCUUUGGAUGCAUACAUCUACCACUUACAUGACUAACAACGUUGUGCGAAACAAGAGGCAGUUACACGUCUAGCGUCAACAGCACCGGCAGCUGGAAAAUACACCGAGCGUCCUUAACGCAUGAGUCAGGCGACGUCGCUAUCACAACAUUCGUCACACCAGACGCAGCUGGUCAAUGCCGACAUCCGCUGGCGCCGUCAGCACCGUCCGACCGCCCCGCCGUUCCACCACCGAGACCAUAUCGUACAGCUUGUUGUCCACCAGGUCCACCUCGGACAGCUCGUUGUCCGCCAGGGUCACUUCGUAGACGUCGUUGUCUACCAGCUUCACCUCCAACAGCCCGUGCUCCCAGUGGCCGCCGAGGCUGCACCCCGAGAGGUCACGUGUCCCGCCGCCAUGUAUUGGGCUCGACGACCCGGCGGUAGACUGUAGCAGGCAGCUCGUCUUGACGCUGACAUGCGUUGGCUUAUCUCGACGCUGGCGUUCUACAGCGGUGUUUUCCGCCGUCUCGUGACUGGCGCCACUUAUCUCCCGCUGCAGUCAGCCGCGGCUUAGCCCUAAACUCCGAUAAGCCCGGAGGAGUGGACAGCUAGUUUUCACCUGCUUUCCCCGCCAGUUAUGUAUUUGGCCAAUGUUUUAUCGUCAUGUAAUCGGUGGACCGUUUGCAUGUCCAGUUUGAUUUAGUGCUCGCUUCUCGUUUGUUGAGUCACUUAGUUUGCUAUUAUCUUGGGGUCUAAUUUAGUGUUAUUCAAUCCAUGCUAUUUUCGUAUUCAUUUUGUAUUGCUAAUUUUAGUCUCUGUUCUGUCUAAUUCCGUUCUGUUUAGUUCUAGGUCUAGUCUAUCCAUU